Molecule: messenger RNA, 2778 nt
Organism: Torulaspora globosa
Lineage: Eukaryota; Fungi; Ascomycota; Saccharomycetes; Saccharomycetales; Saccharomycetaceae
Gene: NAM7
Product: ATP-dependent RNA helicase NAM7
Exons: 1
Coding region: 1-2778 (925 amino acids)
Biological process (GO): nuclear-transcribed mRNA catabolic process, nonsense-mediated decay
Cellular component (GO): cytoplasm
Molecular function (GO): ATP binding; zinc ion binding; RNA binding
Source: RefSeq, a predicted model, not a curated record
AUGAGCCAUGAGAACGUUCUGUUUGAGCCAGAGACUCUACCAGUGGAUGAGUUUGAGGAGUACGAGCUUGAAGACGAAGCGCUGAUCGUUGAUGCCGCUAUCCACUCCGUCUCUUCGCAACAUGCGUGUGCUUACUGUGGCAUCGAUUCGCCAACGUGUGUGAUCAAGUGCAACAGCUGUCAGAAGUGGUUUUGCAACUCGAAACAGGGCACGGCGAGCUCUCACAUUGUGAAUCACCUGGUGCUGUCGCAUCAUAACGUUGUGUCGCUGCAUCCGGACUCGGACUUGGGCGAUACCGUGUUGGAAUGCUAUAACUGUGGUUGCAAGAAUGUGUUCCUGUUGGGGUUUGUCUCUGCGAGAGGCGAGGCGGUUGUAGUGCUGUUGUGUCGUAUACCUUGCGCGCAGGCGAAGAACGCUAAUUGGGACACUGACCAGUGGCAGCCUCUGAUAGAGGACAGACAGUUUCUGAACUGGGUGGCUGAGGAGCCGAGCGACGAGCAGAAACUGAAGGCAAAGUUGAUUACGCCGUCGCAAAUGUCCAAAUUAGAAGCCAAGUGGAAGUCCAACAAGGAUGCUACCAUCAAUGACAUCGACGCUCCCGAAGAGCAGGAGGAAAUCCCGCCGAUUCUACUAAAGUAUCAGGACGCGUAUGAAUAUCAGAGAUCUUUUGGACCGCUGAUCAAACUGGAGGCCGACUACGACAGACAGUUGAAAGAAUCGCAAGCCUUGGAGCACAUCUCUGUGACGUGGUCGCUGGGGUUAAAUAACAGGCAUUUGGCCUCGUUUGCGCUAUCCACUUUUGAAUCGAAUGAGUUAAAAGUGGCAGUCGGAGAUGAAAUGUUUUUAAGAUACUCCGGUUUACAACAUCCAGAAUGGGAAGGAAGAGGAUACAUUAUUCGUUUACCCAAUAGCAUGCAGGACGAGUUUACUUUGGAGUUAAAACCAAGUAAAAAUCCACCACCAACUCAUUUGAGUACCGGGUUUACGGCAGAGUUUAUAUGGAAAGGUACUUCUUACGAUAGAAUGCAAGACGCAUUGAAAAAAUUCGCGUUGGAUAAGAAAUCUAUCUCCGGUUUCCUUUACUACAAGAUCUUGGGCCAUCAAAUAGUGGAUAUCCAGUUCGACGUUCCAUUACCAAAAGAGUUCUCGAUAAAACACUUUGCACAGUUGAACGCAUCACAAUCACAUGCCGUGGAACACGUUUUGCAAAGACCGCUUUCUUUGAUUCAGGGUCCACCUGGUACAGGUAAGACUGUUACCUCUGCGACAAUAGUAUAUCAUCUAUCCAAACUGCAUCACGAAAGAAUCCUAGUGUGUGCACCUUCAAAUGUCGCUGUUGAUCACUUGGCAGCAAAAUUACGUGAUUUGGGUUUGAAGGUGGUAAGAUUGACAGCGAAAAGUAGAGAGGACGUUGAGAGUUCAGUGUCAAAUUUGGCUUUACACAACCUAGUAGCAAGGUCUUCCAAAGGUGAAUUGAAGAAGUUACUGAAGUUGAAACAAGAGGUUGGUGAAUUAUCUAUUGGGGAUACAAAGAAGUUCGUCAAAUUGGUGAGAAAGACAGAAUCGGAAAUCUUGAAGAAAGCUGAUGUCGUUUGCUGUACUUGCGUCGGUGCAGGAGAUAAGAGAUUGGACACAAAAUUCAGAACUGUCCUAAUUGAUGAAAGUACACAAGCAUCUGAACCAGAAUCUCUCAUUCCGAUCGUUAAGGGUGCCAAGCAAAUUAUCUUGGUCGGUGAUCAUCAGCAAUUAGGCCCCGUUAUCUUGGAGCGUAAGGCUGGGGAUGUAGGCCUAAAGCAAUCGCUCUUCGAAAGAUUGAUCUCACUCGGUCAUGUACCAAUUAGAUUGGAAGUUCAGUAUCGUAUGAAUCCAUAUUUGAGUGAGUUCCCAAGUAAUAUGUUUUACGAAGGAAGCUUGCAGAACGGUGUUACUAUUGAACAGCGAACCGUAUCUAAUAGUACGUUUCCAUGGCCCAUUCAUGAGAUUCCGAUGAUGUUUUGGGCUAAUUAUGGUAGAGAAGAGAUCUCAGCCAAUGGAACUUCGUAUUUGAAUAGAAUAGAAGCGAUGAACUGUGAGAGGAUAAUCACAAGACUUUUCAAGGAUGGUGUAAAGCCCGAGCAAAUUGGUGUUAUCACACCUUAUGAAGGUCAAAGAGCAUUUGUGCUGCAAUAUAUGCAAAUGAAUGGAUCGCUGGAUAGGGAUCUCUAUCUGAACGUGGAAGUCGCUUCCGUCGAUGCAUUUCAAGGUCGUGAGAAGGAUUAUAUUAUUCUAUCAUGCGUUCGUGCUAAUGAGCAACAAAUCAUUGGUUUCUUAAGCGAUCCCCGUCGUUUAAACGUGGGUCUAACUCGUGCCAAGUAUGGUCUUGUGAUCUUAGGCAAUCCAAGAGCCUUAUCAACAAAUGUUUUAUGGAACCAUCUCCUGAUCCACUUCCGUGAGAAGGGCUGUUUGGUUGAGGGAUCAUUGAAUAAUCUACAACUAUGCACAGUGCAAUUGACCAGGAAUAGGCCGAGCAAGACCAGCGCCAGUCGGUUUUCAUUCAAUGUCGACGCCCGGGGAUUUUCCAGCGAUCAGGAUUUUGAUACUCAAAGCUUGAUGUCGUUUGGUGGUCAAGCCGAUCCAUUUAACAAAGCUGGCUUGGCUGCUGCUAGCGAGCUUUCAUCAUUCUUAAACAAUCAAAUGUGGAAUUCGGAUUACCAGAUUAGCAGCGAUAAGAAGAAAGCCAGUACCCAGGAGCCGGAAACGGAACGUUUGCGCAAAGGUAUAGACUCUUUGAAUAUAUAG